Durio zibethinus is the source of this 2424-nucleotide messenger RNA. RefSeq names its product plastidic ATP/ADP-transporter-like. Gene Ontology annotation, cellular component: membrane. Gene Ontology annotation, biological process: nucleotide transport. Lineage: Eukaryota; Viridiplantae; Streptophyta; Magnoliopsida; Malvales; Malvaceae. The record is from RefSeq and is a predicted model, not a curated record. Gene Ontology annotation, molecular function: ATP:ADP antiporter activity.
AAGCCACUUGUUUUGACGUGGGGAAUUUUGGUCUAAGGAAUCAUUGUCUUCCUGUUGAACUCUGAAGCUUACAAGAAAGUUACGCCCAUGACCCAUGUUUGAGUUUUUUGGGGAAACAGCUUUGAUGAAGACUGAAAUGAAUUCCCUGAAAAUGAUGUUUGAUCAUACAAUAUCAAUCAACCAAAACAGAUUUGUAGGUGGCUGCUAGCUUAGGUAAGCUCAUGCAUGUGAAGGUGACAGCCAAGACUCAUGUAAAUUAGAAGCGAAAGACCAUUGCAAAGAACCUUAAGAGAGACAUGGAAGCUGUUUUACAAACCAGAGGGCUUCUUUCAUUGCCACCAAACCCAACCAGAGUCAGAAGCCUUUUGAACCCAUCACAAGGCUUAAAGCAGAGGCUUUUUGCUUCAAAAUCCUUAGGCCUUAAUGGGUUAUCUCUAUCUUAUAAAAGAGUUCCAAGCGUUGUUUCAAAACCAAAUGGUUUAUCCCCAAAAGAAAAGAACUUUAUUUGCAAGGCUGAGGCAGCUGCUGCAUCUGAUGGGCAGCCUCUGUUUGGGGAAACUGAGAAGCCAAAGUUCUUGGGUAUUGAGCUUGUGACUCUUAAGAAGAUUGUACCACUUGGGUUAAUGUUCUUUUGUAUCCUUUUCAAUUAUACAAUCCUUAGGGAUACAAAGGAUGUCUUGGUUGUGACAGCUAAAGGAAGCAGUGCAGAGAUUAUACCAUUUUUAAAGACAUGGGUUAAUUUGCCUAUGGCUAUUGGGUUCAUGUUGUUAUACACAAAGUUGGCUAAUGUGUUGUCAAAGAAGGCUCUUUUCUAUACUGUUAUUGUUCCUUUUAUAGCCUUUUUUGGUGCAUUUGGAUUUCUGAUGUAUCCUCUCAGCAAUUACAUCCACCCUGAAGCUCUUGCUGAUAAGCUUCUUGCAGUUCUUGGACCAAGAUUUCUUGGCCCUCUUGCAAUUAUGAGGAUUUGGAGUUUCUGUUUGUUCUAUGUCAUGGCUGAACUUUGGGGCAGUGUCGUUAUUUCUGUUCUAUUUUGGGGGUUUGCCAAUCAGAUAACUACCGUAGAUGAAGCAAAAAGAUUCUAUCCUCUGUUCGGACUUGGAGCCAAUAUUGCCCUCAUUUUCUCUGGUCGAACUGUUAAGUACUUUUCUAAUUUGAGGAAAAAUCUGGGUCCUGGAGUUGAUGGUUGGGCCAUCUCCUUAAAGGGCAUGAUGAGCAUUGUGGUGCUGAUGGGGCUUACAAUUUGCUUCCUUUACUGGUGGGUGAAUAAGUUUGUUCCUCUUCCCACACGUAGCAAGAAGAAGAAGGAAAAGCCUAAAAUGGGAACAAUAGAGAGCUUGAAAAUCUUGGCAUCUUCUAGGUACAUUAGGGAUCUUGCCACUUUGGUGGUUGCGUAUGGUAUUAGCAUCAACCUUGUUGAAGUUACCUGGAAAUCAAAGCUCAAAGCUCAGUUUCCAAGCCCAAAUGAAUAUUCCUCCUUCAUGGGUGACUUCUCAACUGCCACUGGAAUAGCGACUUUCACUAUGAUGCUACUAAGUCAAUUUAUAUUUGACAAAUACGGAUGGGGGGUUGCAGCAAGAAUUACACCUACUGUCCUGCUUCUAACAGGAGUCGGCUUCUUUUCCUUGAUACUAUUUGGUGAUCCACUUGGACCGGCUCUUGCAAAGUUUGGCAUGACUCCUCUUCUUGCAGCUGUAUAUGUGGGUGCUAUGCAAAACAUUUUCAGCAAGAGUGCAAAGUACAGUUUAUUUGAUCCAUGCAAAGAAAUGGCAUAUAUUCCUUUGGAUGAGGACACCAAGGUUAAAGGGAAGGCUGCCAUUGAUGUUGUCUGCAAUCCACUGGGGAAAUCAGGGGGUGCUCUGAUUCAGCAGUUUAUGAUCUUGACCUUUGGAUCACUUGCGAGUUCAACCCCGUACCUUGGAGGGAUACUUCUGGUGAUUGUUCUUGCAUGGCUAUCAGCAGCCAACUCUUUGGAUACCCAAUUCACUGAAUUGCGUAGGGAAGAAGAACUUGAGAAGGAGAUGGAAAGAGCAGCUGUUAAGAUCCCAAUUGUGUCUGAAAGUGCAAGUGAAAGCGGAAAUGGCUAUCUUGCCAGUGGUUCAUCACUAAACUCAGCAGCAGGUGACUCGACUGGAAGUCCAUCUGAAACAUCAACUCCAAGCAAUAUCUAGAAAAUAAUUCUUCCAUUUGUUGUGGAACAGGAAGAAUGAGAAGCUGAUAAGAAGCAGUGCUAGGCGACUUUUUCUUUUAGAAUUUGCUUUAUCAAUAGAUAGAAUAAUAGCUAAAAGCGAAAAUGCAUCUUUUUUCUUCUUCUUUUAAAUCUACCUUUUCCUCACAUCUUGAGCUUAUUGUUUAUUUAUUUACUUAUGUCUAUCCUGUAGAAUUCCGUUUGGAUUCACUUCAAUUAAAACCCCUUUUUGAUCUAAA